AAGGCCUCAGGCCCAACGGCCUGGCGGGAUGAAGAGAGGAUCUGCUGCCCUGCGGGAUGGGGUCGGACGGCUCCCUUGCCCCCAUCCUGUGUCUUCUUGAGCGACAAGGUUUCAUUUCACCAGAGCAAGGCCGUAGGCAGACUGCCAUCGGGAGCCAGCGGCCGACCUUGGAGGGGUGGAGCCAGUGUUUUGGAAUGCCCCAACUUGUUAUGAGAGGAAUGAAGUGUUUAAUAGGCAUUUAUUGAAUGCCCACUACUCCCAGUCUUCGUGCGAAGAGCUGUGGGGGAUGCGGUGGUAAGACACUGCCGUCCCAUCUUCUCCUGUUUGGAGGACAGAUUUGUAUGUAAAUAAUAAAAGGCAGUGAAUUAAGGGGAGUUGAAGGUUAGUUUUUUCCUUUCAUAAUGGUCAUUUUUUUAAAGUCAGCAUUCUGGAAUAGUGAAGGAUAUUGUGGAAACUAAUUUGCUGAACAGAAAGCAAAUCCUAAAUAAUUUGGAGGAAAAAUUUUAGGUGAAAGCACAGUAAAGUUGAUUACUAAGUAGUAUCUUCUGACUCUAGUUAACUUGAAUUAAUAGAAGAAACUCUUCACCUUCAAAUAUUGAAGCAAAAAUAUUCCAAAACAUGUUCUCAUAUUUUUCACCUGUAUUAAGUAGAAGACAUUACGGGCUUUUCUUUAGAGAUUGAAGAGAAUGCUGUGCCUUAGUCAUUAAGUCGUUGGUAAUUUGUUGUCCUAGUAUGGGCUGUUGUGCCUUAGACGUAAAAGGCUGGGCAGAACUUGCUUUUCAUUUGCCUAAACUCUUGUGAUUUCUGUGGGGACGGUGGUUGGCAGUAAGCUAAUAGUUCAGAGGGAAAAGACCAGAUGGGAAGAAGACAAGGAAUUUUAGAGAAAAGCCCCUAAGCCAAAGGAAACCAUUCACUCUUCCUUUUAAACCUUCUGGAAAUCUCAUCAAAUUUGGGAAGAUUGACCUGGCCACCACAGCCAGCUUGGUGACUUUACAGGUUAAGACUACUUGGGUGGAGACCUGUUCUGGGCCCUUGGGUUUUGCUGAAUAAACAGAUUCUUUUUUUGAAGAGUCCUGAAGUCAACCCAUUUACUAGAGGUUUGCCCCUUUUCCCUAAAAGUUGUGUCAAAACAUAACUUUUAGUUAGCUGAGGAUGCUGGCAAGCUGGAUUUUGGUUAAUUGAUAUGUCUCUAGCAGAAUUCUGAAAAUGGUAAGAUUUGGAGGAAAGGCAUCUUACAAACUUAGGAGUGGACGCUCUCAAAAGAGACUCACAAGACUGUCCCCAAAGUGGAAUUAAUAAAAAAUCACUGGGAUAUCAAAUAGUACUUAAAGAACUCAGCAUGAAUUAUAUCGAAUUGGAGACUUUAAAAUAUCUUGUGUUCAGUGAAAUUGACAAAACCUGGUGUAGUGCUGACAGAGAAUCUUGAAUCUGGCUCACAUUCGUUUUGGAAAUGGAAAAAAGAACCGAAGGAUCAUGGAUUUUCCUGGUCACUUUGAACAAAUCUUCCAGCAGCUGAACUACCAGAGACUUCAUGGCCAGCUCUGUGAUUGUGUCAUUGUAGUGGGGAAUAGACACUUUAAAGCCCACCGCUCCGUGCUGGCAGCAUGCAGCACGCAUUUCCGAGCCCUGUUCUCAGUGGCAGAAGGAGAUCAGACCAUGAACAUGAUCCAGCUGGAUAGCGAGGUGGUGACAGCAGAGGCCUUUGCUGCACUGAUUGACAUGAUGUAUACCUCCACCCUCAUGCUGGGGGAGAGCAAUGUUAUGGAUGUCUUAUUGGCAGCCUCUCACCUGCAUUUGAACUCUGUUGUUAAGGCAUGUAAACAUUACUUAACGACAAGGACGCUGCCCAUGUCUCCCCCCAGUGAGCGCGUUCAGGAGCAGAGCGCCCGCAUGCAGCGCUCCUUUAUGCUACAGCAGCUGGGACUAAGCAUCGUGAGCUCAGCCCUCAAUUCCAGCCAGAAUGGCGAGGAGCAGCCAGCCCCCAUGAGCUCUUCUAUGCGCAGUAACCUGGAUCAGCGCACGCCCUUCCCCAUGAGACGCCUUCAUAAGCGCAAGCAGUCUGCAGAGGAGCGGGCCAGGCAGCGCCUCCGACCCUCCAUGGAUGAGUCUGCCAUUUCAGAUGUUACACCGGAGAAUGGGCCUUCAGGGGUUCAUUCUCGGGAGGAGUUCUUUUCACCAGAUUCUCUGAAAAUUGUGGAUAAUCCUAAAGCUGAUGGAAUGACUGAUAACCAGGAAGACAGUGCGAUCAUGUUUGAUCAGUCUUUUGGCACUCAAGAAGAUGCCCAGGUGCCUAGCCAGUCUGAUAACAGUGCUGGCAACAUGGCACAGUUGUCCAUGGCCUCUCGUGCAACUCAGGUUGAGACUAGUUUUGAUCAGGAAGCUGCAACUGAGAAAAGUAGUUUUCAGUGUGAAAAUCCUGAGGUUGGCCUUGGUGAGAAGGAGCACAUGAGAGUGGUGGUUAAAUCGGAACCCCUGAGCUCGCCUGAGCCUCAGGAUGAAGUGAGUGAUGUGACCUCACAAGCAGAAGGCAGCGAGUCUGUGGAAGUGGAAGGAGUUGUGGUCAGUGCCGAGAAGAUAGACCUCAGCCCUGAAAGCAGUGAUAGGAGUUUUUCAGAUCCCCAGUCUAGCACAGACAGGGUAGGUGAUAUCCAUAUUUUGGAAGUCACAAAUAACCUAGAGCAUAAGUCCACUUUUAGUAUUUCAAAUUUUCUUAACAAGAGCAGAGGAAAUAACUUCACUGCAAAUCAGAACAAUGAUGAUAAUAUUCCAAACACCACUAGUGACUGCAGGCUGGAGAGUGAGGCCCCCUAUUUGUUGAGUCCAGAGGCUGGGCCUGCAGGUGGGCCCUCCUCUGCCCCUGGCUCCCAUGUAGAGAACCCAUUUAGUGAACCUGCAGACUCCCACUUCGUCAGGCCUAUGCAGGAGGUGAUAGGCCUGCCGUGUGUGCAGACUUCAGGCUACCAAGGAGAACAGUUUGGGAUGGACUUUUCCAGGUCUGGUUUGGGCCUCCACUCCUCCUUCUCCAGGGUAAUGAUAGGUUCCCCAAGGGGAGGAGCCAGUAACUUUCCAUACUACCGCCGCAUAGCUCCCAAAAUGCCAGUUGUAACUUCCGUCAGGAGCUCACAGAUCCCAGAAAAUUCUACCAGUUCCCAGCUAAUGAUGAAUGGAGCUACGUCCUCAUUUGAAAAUGGCCAUCCUUCCCAGCCUGGCCCUCCACAGUUGACCAGGGCAUCUGCAGAUGUUCUGUCAAAGUGCAAGAAGGCCUUAUCAGAGCACAAUGUUUUGGUUGUAGAGGGAGCUCGCAAGUAUGCCUGCAAAAUCUGCUGCAAAACUUUUCUGACUUUGACAGAUUGCAAGAAGCACAUCCGUGUUCACACAGGUGAAAAGCCUUACGCCUGCCUGAAGUGUGGCAAGAGGUUUAGUCAGUCCAGCCACCUGUAUAAGCACUCAAAGACUACCUGCCUGCGCUGGCAGAGCAGCAAUCUUCCCAGCACUUUGCUCUAGCUGUUUGUCCUUACAAGACAACGCUGAGGCCAGUUGUCGGACUGAAUUUCUUUUGGUAAGCAGUUAAUGCCUUGGGGUUCGAGGCUUCCAGCUGCCCAGUGGCUCUUAAACAGUUUAGCAACUAAUAACCGGAGAAGUAACAUGUAGUAUUUGUGCUGCUGCAUUUCUGAGUGAAGUGCACGUCUUGGGAAAGGGAUGCAAUCCCUGAAACCAGGUUCUUCCUUAGGGUUGAGUAAUGCAGUCAGAAAGUAGUUUGCAAUUGAGGUUAAAAGUGGCACAUUUAAAAAUUUAAAAAUUGAAGUGCAAAAAAAAUUUUUUAGCAAUUUUUAUAAAACUGUGUAGCAUUUAAAUCUCCUAUACCUUCUGAUGGGAUUAUAUCCCUGUACAGUGAUGCAAAAUGCACUUAUGUGUAACCAGUGGUGAUUUGGUGCCUGUCUUAAAGGAAGGCCUUUGAGGACACACCUGUCUGCCACAAAUGCUUUAAAGUGUAUCAUGAGCUAGUCCUAGACCUCAGAAAGUACUGUAUUUUUUUUUUUACCUGAUUUGCAGUCAUAGACACUGCACUUUGGUGCUGACACUGGGUCAAGAGUGAGCAUUCUCUUGGACUGUUAGAUGUAUAUACUUUUGAAUACAUCACUGUUGGAUAGAUGUUUUAACAGUUUUUUCUGGUUUAAAAACCACAUUGUAAAUGGAGUAUGUACUUGUAGAGAGUGACAAGGUAUUGUUUCCCUAUGUGCUGUUUGAGCAGUAUUUUAACCAACUUGUACUACAGAUGUUACAGUUCCACGUUAGGAAGUCAGAAAAGAGCUUGUGUUUGUCUUUGUUCUGAUGAUGUGGAGUCAUGUUUUGUGGAGUCUUCCAUGGCACAUUUACCUGUUGCUCCAUCCAGAUGUUGAGGGCCAGUCUAGGCUGACACAUCCUACCCGAGGACAAGCCUGUUCUCCAUUUCUUCUCUCCCCUCCCCAUAUAGCAGCUCUCCCAGGUUUAGAUUACUGUUUUCGAUGACAGAUUAACCAAAAAUGCCCCACCUGGGUUUUAUUACUGUUAUAUACUAUACUUUAACAGUACAGACCCUAAAUUUUAUUAUUUGUUGCUCCCCCAAUCUGAUACCAAAUGUUUAAAAUUGUUUGAAACCCAAACAUGCUAGUCUUCAUGGGUAAAUAUUUUCUAGGCUAUAUAAGAGUUGGCAGCCCAUAGCACAGAAGUAAUCAAGUAGCAUCUGAGACUGUUGGAGGCACUCGGGUCACUGCCCAGGGCCCCUCUGGGCCCUACAGCCUCACUUCCCCAGCCUCACCUUGCUGUCCUCUGACACUGUGCCAUCGGGGCUGUUAGUGGCACCUGUAUGAGGCCAAGUGUACGUCCAGGGGAACAGCACAGGUUAAUGCGUCUCCCUAGAACUCAUGAAGUCAGUUUAAUUCAUGCAUGAACAUGAGUUCAUUUUAUUUUAUAUAGCUUUUUUAGACAUACCAAACCAUCAUGCAUAAAUCAGAUAAAUUAUUCAGUUUUUGUGUUUAGAAAGCUAAGUAUGUGUAGCUGGAAACAAAAAUGAGCGUGUUUUCUCUCCUGUUAAUCUAGUGUGCAGUUAUACAUGUGUGGAUAAUUUCAUGUUCCAGGGGGGCUUGGCAUCUCCCAUGGACCGAUUCCCAGGAAGAAAAGCCCAAAGGGAAACCCGUGAUUCCUUUCAAGUAGAUGUGGGAAAGAGCCCACUGGAGGAUAUGAGGUCCUGUGAAAUUCAACAACUGUGUGUGUGGCUCCUUGUUAGCAGUCAUGUUGACAUGGUGUUAGGAGGCUCCCCAUCCACCUUUUACAUGAUGUAGGGACCAGUGUCUUGUGAGAUUAACUUUGGGACACAGUGGGUUAGCCUGGAGAAAACGAGGCCCCGCCCGGACCCAGGGAGAGGAGCCAGUGACACAGGCAGAGCGGUGCAGCCUUCCUUACUUUCCAUUUGGAGGAGGUGGUGCCAGGAGCCUGCCCGCUCACCUCUGCUGAAGCAUAAGUGGACUUUGCUUUUGGGGCUUAUCUCUGAUACAUGCCUCUCCACUGCUAGAUGGAACCUGGAAUCUCUCAUCUACCUCUUAGUCGGUCAGUUUCUACGUGUGAGAAGCAAGCUUGUGGGCCAGUGUCCUUGUACAUGCUGUAGCACUUAAAAAAUAAUUCCAGGGUUCCCUGGAAAACCAGUCCCAGGGUUCCUAUGAUCUGUAGUUUCUACCUGGAUUAUAACUGGUUUUGGGUACCUGAAUUUUGAUUGGUUAGCCUUAAUUAUAGUCUGGUGUGAUCAUGUAGAAUCUUUUCUGGUGAACAGAUCAUAAAGUUCUAUCAAGGCAUCCAUGUCAGUGGUGCUAUGCUGGUUACAACUUGAGAUUUUUGAAAUAAAAAAUUUGUCAUAUUCAUGCCUCUAAA
This is a messenger RNA of Symphalangus syndactylus (siamang), 5904 nucleotides long. RefSeq names its product zinc finger and BTB domain containing 5 (gene ZBTB5). NCBI's taxonomy places the organism in Eukaryota, Metazoa, Chordata, Mammalia, Primates, Hylobatidae. Gene Ontology annotation, molecular function: protein binding; RNA polymerase II cis-regulatory region sequence-specific DNA binding; DNA-binding transcription factor activity, RNA polymerase II-specific. Gene Ontology annotation, biological process: regulation of transcription by RNA polymerase II. The record is from RefSeq and is a predicted model, not a curated record.